Messenger RNA from Sorex fumeus (smoky shrew), 464 nucleotides. RefSeq names its product apolipoprotein C4 (gene APOC4). NCBI's taxonomy places the organism in Eukaryota, Metazoa, Chordata, Mammalia, Eulipotyphla, Soricidae. The record is from RefSeq and is a predicted model, not a curated record. Gene Ontology annotation, cellular component: high-density lipoprotein particle; very-low-density lipoprotein particle. Gene Ontology annotation, biological process: triglyceride homeostasis; positive regulation of triglyceride storage. The transcript is spliced from 3 exons. Bases 42 to 425 code for a protein of 127 amino acids.
CGGGAACGGAGCACAGACGGACAGAAGGACAGGGCCCAGAAAUGGCGCUCCCGGGACGCAAGCCCUGGGCUCUGUCACCCCUCUGCUUUUGCCUCCUGGUCUUGGCCUGCAUUGUGGGGUGCCAGUCAAGGCCUCCCGCAGAAACCCCAGCUCCUGAGCCUGAGCCAGCAAUGGGGCCCUGGAGCCUAGUCCAGGGCAAAGUGAAGGGAUUGGUGGAGCCUCUGGUGAGCAGGACCAGGGAGACGUGGCAGCAGUUCUGGGGCCCCGGGGCCUUCGGAGGCUACAUGCAGACAUACUAUGAAGACCACCUGAAGGACCUGCAGCCCCGCGCCCAGGCCUGGCUGCACAGCUCCAAGGAGAAGCUCCUGAGCAGGGCACACAAUCUGUGCCCCUCGCUACUCUGUGGGUCCCAGAACCAGGACUGAUGCGCCCCGCGGCCCCCCAAUAAAGAACGCUUGCCCCGU